Molecule: messenger RNA, 1305 nt
Organism: Talaromyces rugulosus
Lineage: Eukaryota; Fungi; Ascomycota; Eurotiomycetes; Eurotiales; Trichocomaceae
Exons: 3
Coding region: 1-1305 (434 amino acids)
Molecular function (GO): glucan endo-1,3-alpha-glucosidase activity
Source: RefSeq, a predicted model, not a curated record
AUGCAUGUCAUUAGUACUUUGAUUUUGCCGUUGUUGGCCCUAACUGGCCGCUCGGCCAGUAAGGCUGUCUUUGCUCACUACAUGGUUGGCAGCAUGGUGUCGGAUGAGGCUACCAAGGAUAUUAAAGACGCAAUCGCCGCUGGCUUCGACGGCUUUGCUCUCAACACUCACAGCAUCAGCAGCACAGAUGACUGGAAUAUCAAUGCAAUUAACUACCUGCUUGAUGCCGCCCAGGGAACCUCUUUCAAGAUGUUCAUCUCCUUUGACAUGUCGUGGGGCCUAGAUGUGGCGCAUCUUGGAGAGUUUUUGGUGCAGUUUAGCAACCACUCGCAGUACUACACCACCGCGGACGGCAAGCCGUGGGUGAGUACUUAUUCGGGUGGCAGCACCAGUGAUUCAGACUGGAACAGUUUGUUCCGUCAGCCACUUGAGGAUCAAGGAGUUACUCCCUUUUUCAUCCCUGAUUUUGAUGACUGGUCCGGGUAUCCCACCGGAUUCUUCGACGAGUUUACCUCUGUCGAUGGUGCGUUGAGUUGGGAAGUUGCCUGGCCAGGUGCCGGCUCAACUGUUUCCAAUGUCAGUGACACUACGGACGCUUCGUUGAUUAAAGAUGCACAUGCUGCAGGAAAGGUUUAUAUGAUGGCUCUUUCAUCCUUCCAAUUCAAAUACCUCGGCUCCGGCUCCAACUGGUACCGUGCGGGCGACACCAAUCUGCCCGAGCGCAUGGAGCAAAUCCUGGAUCUGCAGCCCGACUUCGUUGAAGUUCUGACCUGGAACGACGCUGGCGAGUCACACUAUGUUGGCGAUUUCUGGCCAGAACAAAUUGCAGGCACAGAUGAGGCUGCCUACACAGAUGGCUACGAUCAUACCGGCUGGCAGCAAGUGAUUAAGCCCUUUAUCACCGCAUUUAAAGGCAACGCCACCGAUAUCUCUCAAAUCAAGCCCGAAGGCGAUAGCCCCGUUGGCACGCUGUGGUACAGACCGCUUCUGACCAGUGCAAGCUGCUCGAACAGCAUCACAAACUAUCAACAGGGUCAGGACUCUGUUAACUUUGCGGUCGUCUUGCCCUCGGAUGGAUACACUAUCGAAGUGUACAGCAACAGCCAGUUGCUUGGAAGUUUCCCUGGUACCGCUGGGUUGAACUACAAGUCCGUGCCUGGGCUACAGGCAGGUGGUGGACAGUCCAUCUCUGUGCUGAAAGACAGCAGUGUUGUGGCUUCGGCAAAUGGUACCAAAGACGUGCUCACCCAAAGCAAAAACUCAACCUGCAACUGGAACUAUGAGGUUGUGGGACUUUCUUCUUAG